AUGGCGUUGUUAGGAAUUUUGAAUGAAAGAGAACAUGAUUACAGUUGUUCCAAAUAUUCUGAUAAUUUAUCCGGAUCUGUGAGUUUCGGGACAUCAAAACCAAAUCGAGAUACAAGUACCUUCUGUAGCGUUCGCUCUCAUGCCAUCUUUACAAUCUCACUGGACCAAAGUAGAAUCACACGGGUCACCAAAGAUGAUGCUGGAGAUAAUAUAUUAUCUGCAAAACUUCAUUUGGUGGACCUUGCUGGUUCAGAGCGUGUCAAAAGAAUGGGAACAGAUGGGUUGCGUUUGAAAGAAGGCAUUCACCUAAAUAGAGGAUUAUUGUCUCUUGGAAAGGUGAUACGAUCUUUAGGAGAGAAAACGAGGAAGGAAGGAGGGCAUGUUCCUUACCGCGACAGCAAGUUAACACGUAUGCUUCAGGACUCUCUUGGCGUUAAUGGCAAGACAGUGAUGAUUGCUUGUGUGAGUCCCGCAAACAUAAAUGCCGACAUAACAUUGAACACUUUGGAGUAUGCCAAUCGUGCUCGAAUCAUCCAGAACAAGGCAUUUGUAAGGAUGUCUACAGGGUUGCAAACUCCACUCCAAGCCUGUAGAGCUCAAUCUUCUGCAGCAAGGAAGAGAGAUAUAUCAGGCAAUUCAUCUAAUCCAGUAAUGCUUGAAAGUGUUGAAGUACCUGUAGAGGUACAUAUAUUACUAAUUGGGUGGGUUCAAGACAUAAAUCUGUACAUUAAAUAUCUAAUCCAGUAA
Molecule: messenger RNA, 747 nt
Organism: Papaver somniferum (opium poppy)
Lineage: Eukaryota; Viridiplantae; Streptophyta; Magnoliopsida; Ranunculales; Papaveraceae
Product: kinesin-like protein KIN-4C
Exons: 7
Coding region: 1-747 (248 amino acids)
Biological process (GO): microtubule-based movement; mitotic spindle organization
Molecular function (GO): microtubule motor activity; ATP binding; microtubule binding
Source: RefSeq, a predicted model, not a curated record